Molecule: messenger RNA, 510 nt
Organism: Cercopithifilaria johnstoni
Lineage: Eukaryota; Metazoa; Nematoda; Chromadorea; Rhabditida; Onchocercidae
Source: the annotation of a GenBank genome assembly
AUGAAAAGUCGUACAUCAUAUAGCACGCCACAAGUUGUAGAAUUGGAAAAAGAAUUCCGUACCAAUCGUUAUCUGAAUAAGCAACGACGAAAUGAGCUUGCCACAUUGUUAGCGCUCACCGAUCGACAAAUUAAAAUAUGGUUUCAGAAUAGACGAAUGAAAGAGAAGAAACAACGACUAGCUGCUGCUCCACCAAACAAAACUAUCAAAAUCACUACCAAUAGUACUACAGCUACUACUACUACUACAGCUACUACAACUACUACUACUACAGCUACAACUACUAUUGUCGCUAUUACUACCACUAGUAGCGCUACAACAACUAUUUGCGCCACAACUGGAACAACUACUACAAUUUCAACACAGUCAAGCAGUGAUUUACGAAAUAGUAGCAAUGGUGUAGGAGUUGCAUCUUUUUUACAUACCACUAAUGAUGAUUGUAUCAGGGAUCAGAUUAAAACUGAUGAAGAAAAUAAUGAUGGAAAUGAUUGCGCCAGCUGCAGCGGGUAA